Zonotrichia albicollis (white-throated sparrow) is the source of this 328-nucleotide messenger RNA. RefSeq names its product Bet1 golgi vesicular membrane trafficking protein like (gene BET1L). The record is from RefSeq and is a predicted model, not a curated record. NCBI's taxonomy places the organism in Eukaryota, Metazoa, Chordata, Aves, Passeriformes, Passerellidae.
AGGGGGGAAAAUAACAAAUAAAGCCAGAAACACUCCCGUGGAGUGACAAGGGAUGGAGCGGCGAGGCAGCCGGGCGGGAGAGCAUCCUCCGGCCGCAGGCGGAGCUACCUUGGCAGGGCAGAGUCCGAGCGCCAUGGAGGACCUGCUGGACGUGGAGAACAAGCGGAUGGCCGACAGCCUGGCCACCAAGGUCACCAGGCUGAAGUCGCUGGCUCUGGAUAUUGACAAGGAUGCUGAGGAACAGAACCGCUACCUGGAUGGCAUGGACUCGGAUUUCCUGAGCGUGACCGGGCUGCUGACGGGCAGCGUGAAGCGCUUCUCGGGCAUG